This is a messenger RNA of Eucalyptus grandis, 2507 nucleotides long. RefSeq names its product protein indeterminate-domain 5, chloroplastic. The transcript is spliced from 5 exons. Gene Ontology annotation, molecular function: DNA-binding transcription factor activity. The record is from RefSeq and is a predicted model, not a curated record. Gene Ontology annotation, cellular component: nucleus. NCBI's taxonomy places the organism in Eukaryota, Viridiplantae, Streptophyta, Magnoliopsida, Myrtales, Myrtaceae. Bases 263 to 2179 code for a protein of 638 amino acids.
GUGUUUGCUUAAACCUGCAAAUCAAGGUGAAUAAUGAUGGGGAAAUAAUGGGUGGGAAAACCACUGAGGAUUUUGCUUUAACGUACUCAUUCAAAGCAAGGGAAAAUAAUAAGGGAAGAGAAACUGUGUGCAAGUGAAGGUUUUCCCUAGAGAAGAUUUCAGACAAGCUCAAUUUUCCUGCUGGGUUAAGUGUUCUUGAGGAUAAGGAUAGAGAGUGCAAGUUGAAGAAGAACAAGAACAAGAACAAGAACAAGAACAAGUGAUGGCGGCCUCUUCGUCGUCGGUGCCGCCGUUUUAUCGAAUUCAAGAAGGAGGAGAUCAAUUGAUUCAGAUGGAGCAACACCGCCACGCCCAGAUGGAGCAACACCGCCAUGCCCCAUCAGCUCCAUUGGCUUCAUCAGCAGCAGCAUCUGCACCUCCAGCCCCAGCUCCAGCUCCCCAGAAAAAGAAGCGAAACCAACCCGGAAACCCAUAUCCGGACGCGGAGGUAAUAGCCCUGUCGCCCAAGAGCCUGAUGGCGACAAACCGGUUCGUGUGCGAGGUGUGCAAGAAAGGGUUCCAGAGGGAGCAGAACCUUCAGCUGCACCGGAGGGGCCACAACCUGCCUUGGAAACUCAAGCAGAAGGGCACCAACAAGGAGGCGGUACGGCGCAAAGUCUACCUGUGCCCCGAGCCCACCUGCGUGCACCAUGACCCGUCCCGCGCCCUCGGCGAUCUCACAGGGAUAAAAAAGCACUACUCCCGCAAGCACGGCGAGAAGAAGUGGAAGUGCGAGAAAUGCUCGAAGCGGUACGCAGUGCAGUCGGACUGGAAGGCGCACUCCAAGACCUGUGGCACGAGGGAGUACAGGUGUGAUUGUGGCACUCUUUUUUCCAGGCGUGACAGCUUCAUCACUCACCGUGCCUUUUGUGACGCGCUUGCUCAAGAGAAUGCUAGACACCCUCCCACCUUGAACAGCAUCGGCAACCACUCCAUCUAUGGGAGCACCAACAUGGGCUUGGGCUUGUCACAGGCGAAUCGCCAAAUACCCUCGAUGAUGCAAGGCCAGGGGAUAAACCACUCCAACAAUAAUGACAUCUCGCCACUUGGCCGUGCUCGGAGUGGACAAUUAUUCGAUCACCUGCUUGCGCCAUCCAUCGGAACUGCUUCUUCGACGUUUAAUCAACCGCUUCCCUCAAUGGGAUCACCAUCCCCUAAUAGUUUCUUGUUCCAAGCUCAGUCAAAUCAAAGCUACAAUUCUCAGGAGCAAGCAUCACCUCAGCAAGGGUUGCUCCAGAACAAGCCAUUCCAUGGGCUGAUGAUGCAGCAAAUGAUCCCUGAUCAUGUCAAGAGCAACAACAACAACCCAUCACCAUCCUCAUCAGUGGCAAAUAUCUUCAACCUUGGAAUGCUUUCGAGUAGCAGCUCGAAUAGCAACAACAACAGUAGCAGCACCAGUAGCUUGCUCAAUUCCGGGCUUUUGGUCCCAGAUCAACAUCGGUUCAAGAGCGAGAUUGGAAGCGAAGGAUCGAACCUCUUGCCCAGAAGCAUACCCGAUGAUCAUCAUCAGAUCAGCUCAUCAGGAGUGCCUUCUCUCUACAGCACUUCACUUCUGCAAACCGGUAACCACCAUGAUUUCUCACCGCCUCACAUGUCUGCAACUGCUCUCCUCCAAAAGGCGGCUCAGAUGGGCUCAUCAACCUCAAGAACGAACACCAACAACAAUGCCUCUUUCCUAAAAACCUUCGCGAGCUACUCUUCCUCAAGCGGCACCAAAUCCGACCGGUCGCCGCUCGCCCCAGUUAGCUUCACAGGCAUUUUCGGGGUCGACAACAACCUCCAGGAGCUGGUGAACUGCGCCUUCGGAGGUGGGCAAGACCAUCAUCAAGAAUCAGCUGGGGACGCUUACGAUGGGAUGUACGACAACGCGAACAAGACUGGGUCGGAGCAGUCGACGACGACCCACAUGGGCCAACAUGGGUUGACGAGGGACUUCCUUGGGGUCGGAGAGAUAGUGAGACGCGUGAGUAAUAACGUUAACAACAACGGCAACAAUGGAGGGUUUAUGGACGUGCAGAGAGAGGACGACCAGCGACGACAGAACCAAGAAAAGUAUGGCCUGAUGAUCAGCGACGACAAGGCGAUCAGCUCCUCCUUGGAUUCAGCGCCGACAAGCCAAACCUUCGGAGAUUUCCGUUGAAAAAUACGACGAGGAGCUCUCUGUGUGAAGAAAAGACCGAGUACAGGAACGCAAAGACUCAGGCCAAUUGCUGAACAGGAACGACACAGCAUCGGGCAGAUCGAACUCAAAGAAGUUGAAACUUUUAUCUCUUUUAUUGUCCCCCUUUUCUUCUCGAACUUGUCGGUUGUUUUGUGGAAUUUGUUAAUCCCGGUAAGAAGUUUUUAUUUUUUUAUUUUUUAAUAUUCCCCCCCAUACAUUUUAGACUUCGAAAGGAAAAAAGAGAUCCUUGAGGAACGAUUUGGAGGGCGCCCACAUUUUAAAACAACUAACUUGAGUUUUCAUAUCA